GAGUUCGUUUGUUGACCAUUUUCAAACACAGAAGAAGAAGAAGGACCUAUUUUUUUUCUCAUCUCACGGUUCAGUGAAAAUCGCGCAGGGACUUUAGUGUUAAAAUCAACAGUUUUUCUCUUUUUCUCACCCUAAAGUAACAGGAGUGGCCUGUGGACAGCUCAAACAUGGUAAGAGAGCUUCGUUAUUUUUAUUUAAAUGUGAAAUAUCUGCUUAAAGUAGUUUGUUACCGUGAUAUUAGACAGCUAUGCUAACUAGCUUAAAGCUAACGUUCACUAACGUCCAUCAACGUUUCAGUCAAUAAUGAGUUUAAUCUGAUGAGAUUAUUUCACAGUUUAAUAUUCAUAUACAUGCAGGGAGUAAAAAUAGAUAUGAAUUAACAGGUUUAUUUUAAAAAGCUUUAAAGUUUUCAUCUUAAUCUGCUGCUAAAUAACCACCGAUCACUGAAACUGUCAGAGGGAUGAAUUAAAUAUAAACGAAAUCAUGGAAACAUUUCAGUUUAAACUGUAUUAAAUCAGAGUCAGUGUGUGUUUUUAACAUUUUAAGUCAUUGUUUUUACAGUCACACACUAUUCUGCUCGUCCAGCCGACAAAGAGACCUGAAGGCCGAACAUAUGCGGACUAUGAGUCUGUGAAUGAGUGUAUGGAGGGUGAGUUUUUAUCUGUUUAUUAACAUUUUUACUCAGUAAUUUACUGUUAAAUUAGUGCUUUAAAGCAGUGAGUCUGACUGAUGACUGUUCAGGGUUUUUAGAAUUAACUGGGGGACAAAAAGGAGUUACAUUCUUACAUUUUAUAUUAUCUACAGCUGUGGACAAAAGUUUAGAGAAUGACACAAAUAUGAAUUUUCACAAACUCUGCUGCUUCAGUGUUUUUAGAUCUUUUUGUCAAAUGUUUCUAUGUUUUACUAAAGUUUGAUUCCAAGCAUUUCAUAAGUGUCAGUUUGUAAGUAUUUGUUUGUCCUCCAUGUCUUGAGGAUUGAGGUUCUCUAUGGGAUUAAGGUCUGGGGAGAUUCCUGGCCAAAGACCCAAAAUCUUGGUUCUCACUUUUUCCUCAUGGUAAGGCGCUCUCAUCACCAAACUGAUCUUCGAUGGUUGGAGAAGUCGCUCUCCGAGGAUGUUUUGGUUCUUUAUUCAUGACUGUGUUCGUGAGCCCACUCCCUUGACUGAGAAGAAACCCCACACAUGAAUAAUCUCAGGAUGUAUUACUGCUGUCAUGACUCUAAAUCACUAAAAUGAUGUCAGCUGAUCCUUUUGUGAUGGGGCUGAACUGUAGUGAAAAUGAAGCAGCAGACGUCAUGAAAAUUAAUAUUUGUGUCAUUCUCAAAACUUUUGGCCACGGCUGUACUGUAUGGAAACACGCACUCAGUGUUUUUCUCUCAUUUAUCCUCUCAUGCAUCUCUCUUCUAGGUGUUUGUAAAAUGUACGAGGAGCAUCUGAAGAGGAUGAACCCAAACAGUCCCUCCAUCACGUAUGAUAUCAGCCAGUUGUUUGACUUUAUCGAUGACCUAGCAGACCUCAGUUGUCUUGUGUAAGUAUAAUUUUGCUUGUAGACACAGAUAGACUUUUAUGAAAUGCCCUGAUGACUCCCUGUGUAUAUAUAUAAUUGUAUAUUUUAAUACAGGUACAGAGCUGACACACAAACAUAUCAACCAUAUAACAAAGACUGGAUCAAGGAGAAGAUAUACGUCCUGUUGAGACGCCAAGCUCAGCAGGCGUCCAAGUAAAGAACAACAGCGAGAAGAUGUCCUGCUACUCACCUGGAAGGAAUUCAAGGUGCAUUUCCACAACAAGAUCUGUGCACAAGGACAACAAUUCGAUAAAGGAGGGGUUCUCGUUUAUUUAUACUUUGGAGAGGAAAAGUUUGUAAAUUAGGUAAAAUCAGAAGUUCCCGCUGAAAUUUGAAAGCUGCAGGUUUACGUUAUUGUAUUUGUUAUGUUCUGAGGAGUGGGGCUGAGAGCUGCAAGGACUAACUCAUUGAUUGAAGGGGUGUACAUGUGUGGAAAAAUGUUCACCAAACUCCGUUAAAACUUUAUUUUUUUUUUUUAUUAAAUUUUGGUGACUUUGGUUUUUCAAUAAAAUUUUUAAUGUGAAUUUUGGAUGCAUUUUGUUUUUGAAAAAGACGAAAGUCUUUAGACCAUUUUUCUCUAAAAUGUUACUGAUCACAAACAUUUCUCAUCUUUCAUGUGAAUACAUUUUUUUUUUUUUUUGCUAGAAUUUACCAUCAUAAUAUAAGACAGUGUUUUUGUAAACAUCUGUUCUGAAUAGCAUCUGAUUUAAUCUGCUUUCCUUAGUUGUUUCUUUAUUUCUUUGUUCAAGUAAAAUAAAGUAUUGUUUCUGAUUGGUG
Molecule: messenger RNA, 2342 nt
Organism: Xyrichtys novacula (pearly razorfish)
Lineage: Eukaryota; Metazoa; Chordata; Actinopteri; Labriformes; Labridae
Source: the annotation of a GenBank genome assembly